GCACUAGUCCAUCUGCCAUUAACUGUGCCAUCAAAUUUCAUCCUGUUUCCAUGGCUAACUUUGCCAUUACGCUGCUGCUAGCUGUUGUCUCGAUGCUGGCUGGAUCUACUACGGGUGGACCGAUGGGCUCAUCUUCUGCAUCAAGUAGCUAUUACCAGACCACAACAACGAAAGAGUACUACACCACCAAGAAAGCUGAAUACUACACGACUUACGCUGCUCCCAGCUACUACACUGAGGCCCCGAAGUACUACACCACUAAAGCGCCGGAGUACUACACCACGACGUAUGCAGCUCCUACCUAUUACACCAAGGCUCCGGAGUAUUACACCACAAAGAAGAUCGAGAACUACACAACAACCUACGCUGCCCCUAGCUACUACACCGAGGCUCCUAAGUACUACACCACAAAGGCUCCAGAAUACUACACUACUGCUGCUUACUACACCACCAAGGCACCCGAGUACUACACAACCCAGGCACCUUACUACACUACGACUUAUGCAGCUCCUGCCUACUACACUGAGGCCCCAAAGUACUACACCACCAAAGCAGCUCAGUAUUAUACAACUGCCUCCUACUACACCACUAAGGCGCCAGAAUACUACACCACCAAGAAAGCUGAAUACUACACUACUCCAGCACCUUACUACAGCACUACGACCUACGCUGCUCCCAGCUACUACACCGAGGCUCCCAAGUAUUACACCACUGCUGCUUACUACACCAAGGUUCCCGAGUACUACACCACCAAGGCUCCCGAAUAUUACACAACCACUUCCUACUACAACACAAAGGCUCCUGAGUACUACACAAUCAAGAAAACCGAGUACUACACUGAGGCUCCCAAAUAUUAUUCUGCGCCAGCAUACUAGAUGUUGUUAAUAUUUCAUGUAAAGAGAAUCUAUUUAUUUAUUAUUCAUUUCGCUUUAAAAAUCAGCGUAUUGAAAUGACUCAGCUCAUUGCAUUGUUCACUCAAAUGUCAUGUGUUGAAUUAGUUUUUAUUGGUGUUCAAUGUUUACGGCAUCUUGAGAAAUUAUUGGAAUAGUUUAAAAGCACAAUAUAAAAGAAAUAAAAACUUACGUUUUCUAA
This is a messenger RNA of Daphnia pulicaria, 1092 nucleotides long. Its product is annotated as extensin-2-like. NCBI's taxonomy places the organism in Eukaryota, Metazoa, Arthropoda, Branchiopoda, Diplostraca, Daphniidae. The record is from RefSeq and is a predicted model, not a curated record. The coding region runs from base 51 to 875 and encodes 274 amino acids. The transcript is spliced from 3 exons.